Messenger RNA from Osmerus eperlanus (European smelt), 3921 nucleotides. RefSeq names its product TEK tyrosine kinase, endothelial (gene tek). Gene Ontology annotation, molecular function: transmembrane receptor protein tyrosine kinase activity; protein binding; ATP binding. Bases 128 to 3583 code for a protein of 1151 amino acids. The record is from RefSeq and is a predicted model, not a curated record. Lineage: Eukaryota; Metazoa; Chordata; Actinopteri; Osmeriformes; Osmeridae. The transcript has 24 exons. Gene Ontology annotation, cellular component: signaling receptor complex; plasma membrane. Gene Ontology annotation, biological process: angiogenesis; positive regulation of angiogenesis; positive regulation of kinase activity.
AGGGAGAGCAUUAGCAGUUUGGACCUGUGUGUGGAGAGAUGUGCCUUGGUGCACUUCUCUGACACCCUCCGGGGUUUGGGUUUGUCGCUCUCGCCUGCGUUCCACUCUGCUCGGAGGCGCUCUGUGGAUGUACGGACUGGCCUGUCUGUCAGCCUGGAGCUGGGGGACCAUGAGGGGUCUCCUAGCGCUCUCCCUGGGCCUGGUCUACUGGCUCACUCCAGGUCACACCGUGAACCUGGCAGACCUAACCCUGGUGAACCCUGACCCUCUGGUGACAUCAGCAGACUCGUCCCUCCACUGCGUCAGCAGUGACUGGACCCCCAGGACCGCGCCGGGCAUGGGGCGGGACUUCCCCUUCACACACCCCCAGAUCAUGCCUGUCACUCGGGAUACAGCCUAUCACGCCGCCUCCAUGAUCACCUGGAGAACGCGCAGUGACAUCUUUGGAGAAUUUUACUGCAGAGCCCGAAAUGCAGACAGGGGGAAAAUUUACACGUACAAGAUGUUGAAUGAAGCCGCAUUCCUCCCAGAGUCUCUGACCAUCACGGUCAGCGUAGAAGACAACGUCAACAUCUCGUUCGUCCGCAGAAAGGUUUUCGCGGAGGACGCCGUCAUCUACAAGAACGGGUCAUUCAUUCACUCGGUGCCCAAGGAUGAGAUCUCAGACCUGCUCCAGUACCCUGUGUUAGGGGUGACCACUAGUAACGCCGGGCUCUACACGGCAAGAUCCAUCGCUGGAGCCAAAUCCACUUCAGCCAUCACCAGGCUGAUAGUCAGAAAAUGCAAAGCAGGACUCUGGGGCCCAGUCUGUGAGCACCACUGUCCCGAGUGCUCUAAUGGAGGUGUCUGUCACGAUGACACAGGAGAAUGCAUCUGUCCACCUGGCUUCAUGGGGAGGACUUGUGAAUCUGUUUGCGGCGAGGGUAAGUUUGGGAGGACGUGUAAAGAGUGGUGUCGAGACGGUUACUGUCGCUCCAUGGUGUUCUGUCAAAGAGACCCGUAUGGCUGUUCCUGCGCCACUGGCUGGAGAGGAUUCAACUGCAGUGAAGCUUGUCCGCCGCAGUACUAUGGUGCUGGCUGCAAGCUUAGGUGUGAGUGUGGGGUCAAGGGCAAGUGUGACCGCUUCCGGGGGUGCGUGUGCCCGGGGCGACACGGCGCACGCUGCGAACGAAAAGACGAGGCACCUGUUGUGGUCGGCCACUUGAUGAGCACUGAGCUGAAUUCUGGGAUUGAGUACAUUGCCAACUGUACAGCUACAGGUCAGCCAGUGCCUUUGCAUGGGGAGAUCCAUCUUCUGAAACCGGACAAAACCAUCAUAUAUCCGAUCGACACAGACACUGGGGAGGUCCAGACCACCUCCAGUUUUAAGGUGGACAAGAUCACGGUGCGCGACACUGGAAGAUGGAUCUGCCAGGUGAAAACUCAGGCCGGACAGGCAGAGAAGGAAUUCAUGAUUCAUGUAAAAGUGCCUCCCAAGCCGCAGAACCCCCCCAUGUUGAAUGGGAGUGGACCGUAUCAUAUAACCAUGCUGGUCAACAAGGAACCUUUUACUGGGGAUGGACCAGUCACUGCUGUCAAAGUUCUCUACAAGCAAGUCAAUGCAUCCUCAUGGGAGACAGUUAAAGUGAUUGGUCCAGUUGUGAAAAUAGAGAACCUGACCCCCAUGACCCAGUACACCACGUUUGUCCAGUUGAGUCGUCACGGCGCUGGAGGAACAGGCUUCCCAGGCCCUGAGGCCAACUUCUCCACCCAGAUGCUUGACCUGCCUCUCCCCACAGGGGUCAAGCUGGUCCCCGGCAGUCAGACUUCGCUCCACCUCUCCUGGGACGCGGUGGAGGGGCCCGCAAAGGAAGACUGGACUUACCUGGUCAACUGUGUCCAGAUGUCCGAGCCUGGGAACAUCAAGGAGUACCACCCCCCCACCAACUCCACGAGUCUGGAGCUGACUCAAUUGAGGCCCAAACACAAAUAUGAGUGUCGAGUGAGGGUGAUGUCGAUGUCGAUGUCUGUGGGCCGGCAUAGCCUCCCUGUCACUGCGUGGACCCUCAGCAACGAGUUGCCACCGGCCCCGUCCAACAUCAUGAGCUGCAACAUCAGCGACACAUCUGCCAUCAUCACCUGGGCCCUGGCUGAGGGGAACUCCAUCUCCAAGGUGCUGAUAAGGUUCCAGGACACAACGCUAGCAGACUACAGCCAGCUAGCUGAGCUUACCUUGCAGCAGGACCAGGAACUGUCCCAGUUCGAGGCCCAACUCCAGGCCCAAAUCCAACCCCAGGCCACGCAGUUCCAGCUGAGGGGGUUGAGACCAGAUACCCCCUAUCUGGUGGAGGUCUGGUCCAGGAACAACAUGGGAGAGAGUUUAGAGAAACCUCAGAUUUCCAUCAAGACCCUGACGCUGCGGGAGAACUCUCGACUGAGUGGGUUUGGCGGUGAGGGCAGCAUGCUUUUCUUCGCCAUCCUGGGAUCGGCAGGGAUGACCUGCAUCACCAUACUGCUGGCCUUCUGCAUCGUCCUGCAGCUCAAGAGAGCCACCUUUCAAAGGAGGAUGGUGCAGGCUUUCCAGAACAUCGUGAGAGAGGAGCCGGUGGUCCAGUUCAGUUCCGGUUCUCUAAACCUGCCGAAGAAGCCGAAGAACCCGGAACCGACCCUGGCCUACCCGGCGCUGGAGUGGAACGAUAUCAAGUUCCAGGACGUGAUCGGAGAGGGCAACUUUGGUCAGGUGCUCAAAGCUCGCAUCAAGAAGGACGGGCUGAGGAUGGAUGCCGCCAUCAAACGGAUGAAAGAGUACGCCUCCAAAGAUGAUCACAGAGACUUUGCUGGAGAGCUAGAAGUGCUGUGUAAACUUGGCAACCAUCCCAACAUCAUCAACCUACUAGGAGCUUGUGAACACAGAGGCUACCUCUACCUGGCGAUAGAAUAUGCCCCCCACGGCAACCUGCUAGACUUCCUGAGGAAGAGCCGCGUUCUGGAGACGGACCCCGCCUUCGCCAUCGCUAACAGCACCGCCUCGACGCUCUCCUCCCAGCAGCUUCUGCACUUUGCUGCAGACGUGGCCCGGGGCAUGGACUACCUAAGCCAGAAACAGUUCAUUCACAGAGAUCUUGCUGCCAGAAACAUACUUGUUGGAGAAAAUCUUGCGGCCAAAAUAGCAGAUUUUGGUCUUUCCAGGGGACAAGAGGUGUACGUGAAAAAGACCAUGGGCAGAUUGCCUGUCAGAUGGAUGGCAAUAGAAUCACUAAACUACAGCGUUUACACCACCAACAGUGACGUGUGGUCAUUUGGUGUACUGCUCUGGGAGAUAGUCAGUUUAGGAGGUACUCCAUACUGUGGACUGACCUGUGCUGAACUGUAUGAGAAACUUCCUCAGAGCUACCGUCUGGAGAAACCCCUCAACUGUGACGAUGAAGUGUACGACCUGAUGAGGCAGUGCUGGAGGGAGAAGCCCUACGAGAGGCCCUCCUUCGCCCAGAUCCUGGUCUCUCUCAACAGGAUGCUGGAGGAGAGAAAGAUGUAUGUCAACACCACUCUGUAUGAGAAGUUCACCUACGCCGGUAUCGACUGCUCUGCCGAGGAAGCGGGAUGAUCUGGGAGGGCUGUGCCGGAGGACAGGACAGCGCUCCAAGUUGUGGUUAUCACAUACAUGGUUUGAGCAAUCCUUCACAAAGGGAUUGGUGGACUGGCAUGUUGCACAUAUUGUGUACUCCAACUUAAGUGCAGAAGAGAGCACCGUAUUUUCACAUUGCUGUACAUACAAAUGGUGUUUGGUGAUACUGAUUAUGUCGUGAUUGGCUGUUGCUGUUACAGUAUCUCAGAAUUGCUUUCACUGCCUUUUAUAGUACCUGUCAACUGUAAAUACAGAAAUGUAUCAAACCAAUACUAAAAAGGUGUACCUGUAAACUAAUAAAGGUUUUUUGUAAAAUA